Molecule: messenger RNA, 1734 nt
Organism: Dacryopinax primogenitus
Lineage: Eukaryota; Fungi; Basidiomycota; Dacrymycetes; Dacrymycetales; Dacrymycetaceae
Product: WD40 repeat-like protein
Exons: 3
Coding region: 18-1679 (553 amino acids)
Biological process (GO): rRNA processing
Cellular component (GO): nucleus
Molecular function (GO): protein binding
Source: RefSeq, a predicted model, not a curated record
GUCCAUCACCCUCCUCCAUGGCGUCGCUGAUAUCUGCGACAGCCUGGGUCGCACGGGGCGUCGCCCAAAGACACCCAACUAAAUAUAAACUCGAUGAGGCAGAGCUUGAACGUGUCAGCAAGCUUGCCCGCAUCGAUAUCGAGGACGCGAGAAGGGAGCUGGCGAAAGCGAGUAAACAGGUGGAGCAGUGGGAUGCAGAGAAGACUGAUGGAGAUCUAAGUGAUGAGGACGAGGCUUGGGAAGAUGAGCCGCUCGAAGUCAAUGUCGCAGCCGACGAAGCGGACGACACAAAAAUGGAUGUUGAUGAGGUACCCACAGAUGCCAAUGACAUGUCAAUAUACCACCUGGAAGACUACGAUCAAGAGUCCAAGUCUGUUGCAGCAGGUCCAUUCAGCAAUAUCAAGGGACUUUCGUAUUACCCCGACAACGAGGAUGACCCCUACAUCACUCUGAAAGAGGAUCCGGAGGAAGACGAACGGCAAGAGCUCGAGGUCCUCCCAACGGACAAUGUGCUCGUUGUCGCCAAAACCGAAGACGAAAUUUCUCAACUUGAGAUCUAUAUUUAUGAGGAGACAACAGAAUCUCUCUACGUUCAUCACGACAUCAUGUUGCCCUCCUUCCCGCUCUGCCUCGAAUGGCUCGAGUUCCCCGUCGCCUCCUCUUCCACCUCAUCCUCCGACACUACAGUCAACCGAGGUAACUACAUUGCUGUCGGUACUAUGGAUCCUGAAAUCGAGAUCUGGAACUUGGAUACUCUCGAUUCCCUCUAUCCCGAUGCCUUGCUUGGGCGGCCUGAUAAAACCGCCGCACAUGUUCCGACACCGGUAGGGACAGGGAAAAAGAAGAAGAAGAAAAUGAAAGCAAGGACGACUUCCUCGGAUCAUCAUGUCGAUGCAGUGCUGUCCCUGUCCUGGAACAAAACACAUCGCCAAUUGCUGGCGAGCGCCUCGGCGGAUAGGACGGUCAAGCUGUGGGAUCUGAGCCGGCCAUCAACAGACCCGGCAAUACGCAGCUUAGAAGUGCACAAAGAUAAGGUGCAGGCUGUGGAGUGGAACCAACUAGAGCCAACCGUGAUUCUUACGGGAAGUUAUGAUCGCACGGUUAGGAUUUUCGACUCGCGGGCGCCAACAGCCGGCGUAGGUGCGAUCGUUGGUGCGGAUGUGGAGGCUCUCCGCUGGGACCCGUGGGACGCAAACCGGUUCUACGUCUCCCUGGAGAAUGGGAUUGUUUUAAAUUUCGAUGCUCGCACACUACCUACAGAUCUUUCGUCGCCAUCACCAGCACAAUUCACGCUGUCCGCACAUGACGGCGCUGUGUCUGCGCUAGACGUCAAUCCGCAUAUCCGGGGAUGCCUCGCGACAGGAGGGACAGACAAGAUGAUCAAAGUGUGGAACAUCAACGAGCCAGAAGAGGGCAAGAGGGAGAUCAGUCUGGUGACAAGUCGGGAGCUAGGUGUCGGCAAAGUCUUUUCUGUGACAUGGUCCCCAGAUGACCCCCUCACGCUGGCUGCCGCUGGAUCAAAAGCGAAGCUCCAGCUUUGGGAGGUUGGGUUGAACCCUGGUGUGCGCAAGACAUUCAGCCAGAAGCUAAAGGAUGCGGGCAGGGAGGUGAAGGACAAGGAGGGUGGAGGUGUGAUUGGUGUGGAUAGUGAGGGUGAGGAGAGCGGAGAGGAUGAGUAGAGCAUCUUAUGUGUUCAUGUGUAUAUCUACAUUGCAUCGUUGCAUUAAUAAUCUC